This is a messenger RNA of Rhodamnia argentea, 1942 nucleotides long. RefSeq names its product T-complex protein 1 subunit beta. Lineage: Eukaryota; Viridiplantae; Streptophyta; Magnoliopsida; Myrtales; Myrtaceae. Gene Ontology annotation, molecular function: ATP binding; ATP hydrolysis activity; ATP-dependent protein folding chaperone. The transcript is spliced from 12 exons. Bases 182 to 1765 code for a protein of 527 amino acids. Gene Ontology annotation, biological process: protein folding. The record is from RefSeq and is a predicted model, not a curated record. Gene Ontology annotation, cellular component: cytosol; chaperonin-containing T-complex.
UUUAUUUUAAAGCCUUGGACAGGGCUUGUAGCAUCUGAAAUUUGCUACUUCUAACUUCUAACCAGCUCCGAGCGGGACUAGAAAUUCUCAAAACCCUAACCUCGCCUCCUCGGCGACACUACUCUGCUUCAUCCAAAGCUUGGGACCCAGGUGAAAUUUCCAAGCAUCUCCCGAGUCUACGAUGGCGAUUGAUAGAAUAUUCAAGGAUGAGGCUGGUGAAGAAAAGGGUGAGCGAGCCAGAAUGGCAUCCUUUGUUGGAGCAAUGGCAAUUGCCGACUUGGUCAAGACCACCUUAGGUCCAAAGGGAAUGGAUAAGAUUCUGCAAUCAACGGGCAGAGGCCGGGAGGUUACUGUUACAAAUGAUGGUGCCACCAUCUUAAAAUCUCUUCAUAUUGACAAUCCGGCUGCUAAAGUCCUUGUCGAAAUCUCUAAAGUUCAAGAUGAUGAAGUUGGUGAUGGGACCACAUCAGUUGUUGUUUUGGCUGGAGAACUUCUACGAGAGGCAGAGAAGCUGGUCAAUGCAAAGAUACACCCAAUGACGAUAAUUUCUGGAUAUCGAAUGGCAGCUGAAUGUGCACGUGAUGUUCUAUUACAGAGGGUAAUGGAUAACAAAGAAGAUGCAGAGAAAUUUAAGUCAGACUUGAUGAAGAUUGCAAAGACUACUUUGAGUUCCAAAAUAUUAUCUCAAGAUAAGGAACAUUUUGCCCAGUUGGCUGUUGACGCUGUUAUGAGGCUAAAGGGCAGCACAAACUUAGAAGCCAUUCAGAUUAUCAAGAAGCCCGGAGGAUCUUUGAAGGAUUCUUUUCUGGAUGAGGGUUUUAUUCUUGACAAGAAAAUUGGUCUUGGGCAACCUAAACGUAUAGAGAAUGCAAAAAUUUUGGUGGCAAAUACUGCGAUGGACACUGAUAAAGUUAAGAUAUACGGGGCACGUGUUCGUGUUGAUUCUAUGUCUAAGGUUGCUGAGAUUGAAGGGGCUGAGAAAGAAAAGAUGAGGGAAAAGGUGCAGAAGAUUAUAGCUCAUGGAAUCAAUUGCUUCAUCAAUAGACAAUUGAUAUACAACUUCCCUGAAGAACUAUUCGCAGAUGCUGGAAUACUCGCAAUUGAGCACGCAGAUUUUGAGGGAAUUGAGCGACUUGGUCUAGUGACAGGUGGUGAGAUUGCAUCAACCUUCGACAAUCCGGAGUCAGUUAAGCUUGGCCACUGUAAACUAAUUGAAGAAAUCAUGAUUGGCGAGGACAAGUUGAUUCACUUCUCUGGAUGUGAAAUGGGUCAGGCUUGUACGAUUGUAUUGAGAGGUGCAAGCCAUCAUGUGCUUGAUGAGGCAGAGAGAUCACUGCAUGAUGCCUUAUGUGUGCUGUCUCAAACGGUCAAUGAUAGCCGAGUGUUGCUUGGCGGUGGAUGGCCAGAGAUGAUCAUGGCUAAGGAAGUGGAUGAGCUAGCCCGUAAGACCCCUGGGAAGAAGUCCCAUGCUAUUGAAGCAUUCGCAAAAGCACUUUUGGCCAUCCCUACAACUAUUGCGGAUAAUGCAGGCCUGGACAGUGCUGAGCUGGUUGCUAAGCUUCGUGCAGAGCACCAUAAGGAAGGAUGUACUAUAGGGAUUGAUGUCAUUUCUGGAUCUGUGGGAGACAUGGAAGAACUAGGAAUUUCCGAGUCAUUUAAAGUCAAGCAAGCAGUGUUGCUAUCUGCAACCGAGGCUGCUGAGAUGAUUCUUAGGGUUGAUGAAAUCAUUACCUGUGCUCCGCGAAGGAGAGAAGAUAGAAUGUGAAGAUUGAGAAUUGUAAUGUUCCCAGACCGUUGGUGGCUUUCUUGCUUUCUUUAACUUCAGCUUGCUAUUUCUUUUGCUGGCUUCUGGGAAUGUAGUAUGAUCCACAUAUCCUAGUGAUUAUGCAAAGAUUAAACGCUGGAUUAUUUCAAUCGGAGACUUUUAUAUGUUUUAUUUUAA